This is a messenger RNA of Macroventuria anomochaeta, 738 nucleotides long. RefSeq lists its product as uncharacterized. The transcript is spliced from 4 exons. Gene Ontology annotation, biological process: lipid homeostasis. Lineage: Eukaryota; Fungi; Ascomycota; Dothideomycetes; Pleosporales; Didymellaceae. Bases 1 to 738 code for a protein of 245 amino acids. The record is from RefSeq and is a predicted model, not a curated record. Gene Ontology annotation, cellular component: membrane; endoplasmic reticulum.
AUGCGGGACCCAAUCCCACCGCUAACGAUGCUGGUCCACCUCAGUCAACCUCUGGCUGACAAACUGGACCUGAGGACUAUGCCUUACCAUGUCCAUGAAAUCCUACUAGGCUUUCUUGCAUACUACUUCAUCCUUUAUGGACUUUCGCCAGCCAUUUCUCAACUCGUGUGCCCCAAGACUUACACAGGCUUCAACUGGUGCACACGACUGAACUCUGAUACUCACUGGGUUUCCAAGAUCCAAGCGCUCUUCAUUAAUGGUGCUGCUCUGUAUGGCUUCGCAGCUGGCUACUUCUUGUGGGAUCUCCAAGUCUGCCUACAACACUUCCGCAUCUGCGGAGCUGGUGCCUUGGUACACGCCACAGGGUGCUCUGGCUAUAACGUGCAUUGGCUUCAACAGAAGCCCUUUGGAAACUACUACGGCCUAUCGUUCAUCCUGUAUGAAUUAUCGACACCCUUUCUAAACGUCCACUGGUUUUGCGACAAGCUGGGUCUUACCGGAUCGAAGCCCCAACUGUAUGAUGGCAUUGCACUGCUCUUUACCUUCUUUGCUUGCUGUAUUGUAUGGGGUACUUACUACUGUGAGAUAACCGAACUGCCUAUGUGGUUGGUGACGAUCUACCUGGUGGGGAACACAGCGUUGAGUAUCUUGAGCAUAUACUGGUUCAGCCAGAUGGUGAAGGCUGUGAGGAAGAGAUUUGUACCGGCCGAAGAGGUAAAGGCAAAGAAGGAUAAAUAG